ACUAACUACAAAUCAAAAUACAAAAAGUAAAUAAAAUUUGAAAAACUUACUAAAUGGAAUUGAUUGUUGAGAAGGAGAUGUUUCGAUGUUACGAGAUGAUAGAAAGGAGGAGAAAGAGCUCCAAUAAUACUUCAAUCCAAUGAAGAGAUACUUAAAUGGUUGGGAGAGGGAGAGCUCAAAUGUGUUUUUUUAUAACUUUUUUAGAAAAUGAAGAAGAAGGAUUCUGGUACGGAAUAUGUAUCAAAAGCGUCCGGAGAUGUAUUUCCGGUUACUAACAUUUUAUUUGAAUAAAUUGUGUUUUCGAAAAUCUAAGCCUUCUCAAAUUAAUGCAUCACAAUCGUUGAGUAGUAUAAACCCUAGAAACCGUAAAUUCAACUAUUCCGAUCAAUCAUCUUCAUUCAUUCAGCGGCUUCUACACAACUCGCAAGGUUUGUGAAAUAAUGAUUCCGCCGGCGAAAAAUGCGAAGAAAGACAUGAUCAGUGAUUUACCUGAUUGUGUUAUCCUUCUCAUACUUUCGCUUUUGAACUCAGAAGAAGCUGUUCGAACUUGCAUUCUGUCACUAAGAUGGAAGGAUCUCUGGAAACGUCUUCCUCUUCUGAAAUUCCAUAAACCUAAAGAUCUAAAUUCUACGAUAUUCGCCAAUUUCGUGUCUAACGUUUUAUCUCUUCGUGAUUCCUCUAUCUCAUUGCAUGCACUUGAUUUUAAGCAUAAAUUUGGUGUGUUGGAGCCUCACAUACUUGACAAGAUUGCGGAUUAUGCUAUUUCGCACAAUGUUCAACGCUUAAGACUUAGUGUUAUUAGAUGCACGGCACAAAUUCCUACUAGCCUUUGUUCAUCGCAGACUUUAACGCAUCUGAAGAUUUCUAUUUGGUAUGACGGAGUUGCACAAAUUUCUCUCAGUUUGCCAGCACUAACAUAUCUUAAGCUUUGUGUUUCCUGUGAAAAAGUUGCACAAUUUUCUCUCGAUUUGCCAGCACUAACAUAUCUUAGGCUUUCUCUUCGGGCUUGUCGUGAAAACCUGUUUCCGAAAUCUCUCUAUUUGCCGUCAUUAACUACCUUGCAAGUAGAGCAUUUUACAUUUUGUGCUGGUGAUGAUGGUUGCGCCGAACCAUUUUCUACCUUUAAUAAGUUGAAAAGUUUGCUCAUUAAUCAUUGUGAUGUGGAACGUGGUGCAAGAACCCUCCGCAUAUCAAACGCGAUGCUCGUCAAUCUUACUAUAUGCAUUGACUCAUACGAUAACUAUGAUAAAAUUGAUCUUUGUACUCCAAGUCUUUGUGCAUUUGCUUUUCAUGGUUUUAUUAUUCAGAAUAUCUCUUGGGGCAAUAUUUCUUCUCUUAAAGAUGUAACUAUUGAUGCACAAUUAUUUCCAUAUGGUGAGGGAGGAAAUCCUUUGUUUAUAUUCAAUUGGCUCCUAGAGUUUGCUAAUAUAACAUCGUUGACCGUCACUGCAUCUACUCUUCAGAUUCUCAAUUUAAUUCCUGGUGUGUUGAACUUUAAUAACCCUUCCUUGGGUAAAUUGAAGUCAUUAAAAGUGAAUGUUGACGAAAUUCAAAAUGGAGUUCGCUUGAAAUUGUGCAAGGACAAGUUGCAGAAUGUCAAAUCAAAGAGAGAAGCUGCCAGGAUAGAGAGGGCGUAUGCAUUUGGACUGGAACCAUCUCCUGCUGUACCUGAUGGAAUUGUGAACUUCUUGCUUCACAAUUCUCCCUCGGCGGAAGUUGACUUUGUUGAUUGCACAAAAAAACAGCGUAGAUGGAGACAUUUAUAAUUGGAAGACGCGGCGAUCAAUGAUUAGAAAGCGUGGAGAAGAUAUGUUUUCUGUUCCAACUGUAUUUACUAUGCAAUAUUCAUGCCGGUUUGUAUACUUUUGGGGCAAAUGUUGAUGCUGGCUCAAGUGCCCAAUAUGGUUUAUGUACUAUUACAUGUUCUUGAUGAUCUGGCUUGAGUUUGUGGGCUGUUCAUUAAAGAUCAAAGCCUUGCUUCAUGAAGUUCAGAGAUAAAACUUUGUGAUUGAUAAUCUGUCAUACAAAGGAUUUAUGUUAAUUUGAAUAUCUGUUUUGCGGGUUAUUUUGGAUUAAAAUUAUGUAGUUAAUAACUCUUAAAAGGUUAAAGAUUUUCAUUUUUCAA
Molecule: messenger RNA, 2125 nt
Organism: Vicia villosa (hairy vetch)
Lineage: Eukaryota; Viridiplantae; Streptophyta; Magnoliopsida; Fabales; Fabaceae
Product: putative FBD-associated F-box protein At5g38570
Exons: 4
Coding region: 441-1766 (441 amino acids)
Molecular function (GO): protein binding
Source: RefSeq, a predicted model, not a curated record